AACUAAUCAAGCAGUGGAUAUCCCCGUUCCUCUUAUCAUUGUUAUUUCCUUUUUUUUUUUUUCCCACGGGCAGCCCCUUUUCCUACAAGGACAUAAUCGUCACUUGAUAAUUUCGCUCGCAUGUCUGACUGAAAAUGACCCAUUAUCUAUUCAUCUCGAAUUCUUCAGUUAGCACCCACUGCUGAGUGCUGAUCUUCCUUCACCCGUUCAGUCAUGGCGGCCUCUCUUCGCUCAAACGUCAACUUCGUCGCCGCCCCCCAUUCUUCAAUCAUCCGACCAAAUAGCAGUCGGAGCCACACAUCCAUACGCUGCGGACCACGGGACAAUCGUGGUCCGAUAACCAGAGGCCGCGUAUUAAGCACAGAAGCAAUCCAAGCCGUUCAAGCCCUCAAACGAGCCCACAGAGCUAACCCCACAAAUCUCAACGACAGCACCCAUCUCUCCCAAACCCUCUCUCGCCUGAUUAAAGCCGACCUCAUUGCAGCCUUCAAAGAGCUCCUCCGCCAGGACCACAGCGAAAUUGCUCUCAAAGUCUUCUCAGCCGUCCGAUCGGAAUACAAUCUGGAAUUGGGUCUCUACGCUGAGUUGGUCACAGCUUUGGGCAAGAAAGGUUUGACGGAGGAAAUCGAGGGAGUGGUCUGGGAAUUGGAAAGACGGGGUAGAAUCCAGUGUGAUGAUAAGGGGCUGGCGAGGUUGGUUAGAGCGUUGAUAGCCGCUGAUUGUGGGGGAUCAACGGCCAGGAUAUAUGGGUUGAUGAAGAGGAGUGGAUGGGGGUCCAGUUUUGAGGUGGAUGAGUAUUUGGCAAAGGUGUUGAGCAAAGGAUUGAGGAGAUUUGGAGAGGAGGGCUUGGCUAACGAGGUUGAUGCGGAAUUGAGGAGGUCUUAUGAAGGUGUUUUGGAGAAAGCAAGAAGUUAACCCAACCUCUUUUAGUGUACUGAUGCUAGACUGAUUCCGUAAUUUAGCAAUACUUGAUUUAUAAUGGAAUCAUGAUUUUGUUUUCUGCUUUUAUUGCCCUUUAUGGCCAUUACCGAUAGAAUGUUCCACGUAACACCUAAAAUGCACUGCUGUAAUUUUAGUGGUUAGAUAUGUAUGAAGCAGCCUCAGAUUCUACCUUUUUCUA
Molecule: messenger RNA, 1120 nt
Organism: Coffea eugenioides
Lineage: Eukaryota; Viridiplantae; Streptophyta; Magnoliopsida; Gentianales; Rubiaceae
Product: protein THYLAKOID ASSEMBLY 8, chloroplastic
Exons: 1
Coding region: 214-915 (233 amino acids)
Biological process (GO): Group II intron splicing; chloroplast organization
Molecular function (GO): RNA binding; protein binding
Source: RefSeq, a predicted model, not a curated record